GUUUCACGGGUAAGCUCAUGGCAGUAACAGUGGUGAUAGUCCAUGAACGGUCAUGGACUCACAGAAAACGUCUCAUCCAUCACCAACUGCAACAGGCACUGGAGCCCAGAUAACACAGUGAAACUGGCCGUUACACUUCACACCGAUUUAGGAGACAUCAAAAUCGAAAUAUUCUGUGAACGCGCACCGAAAACAUGCGAGAACUUCCUCGCCCUGUGUGCCAGCGGCUUCUACAAAGGAUGCAUCUUCCACCGAAACAUUAAAGGCUUCAUGGUGCAAACGGGAGACCCGACAGGCACUGGUAAAGGAGGAACAAGCAUAUGGGGGCGCAAAUUUGAAGAUGAGUUCAGCGAACAUUUAAAACAUAAUGUGAGAGGAGUGGUCUCCAUGGCAAACAAUGGUCCAAACACAAACGGCUCCCAGUUUUUCUUCACCUACGCCAAACAGCCUCAUUUGGACAUGAAAUAUACCGUCUUUGGAAAAAUUAUUGAUGGCUUGGAAGCACUGGAUGAACUGGAGAAACUCCCUGUGCAUGAGAAGACGUUCCGACCGUUGACCGAAACUCACAUUAAAGACGUCACCAUUCACGCCAACCCUUUUGCUGGUUAGAAAAUGUCAUCGUAAUGCCCAAAUGCUUUUGUCGGUGUGUUAAAAAAAAUCUCAAAAGUGUUAAUUGUGAGGAUUACAUUGUUUAGAAAAGAACAAAGUAAAUCAAUUCAAUAGUAAAUUUUUUUUACCACCGAUAUUUCUCACUUCAUUGCUCAAAUUCAACACAGAUAGGAUCCGUGUUUCAUAACUUUCCAUUGAGCAUGUGUCUUCUACCACUUGGCCUUUAUCCGCUUAUAAUGCACUUGUUCAAUGUUUGUUAUUAAAAAAAAAAAUUCCUGAGAUCCACC
Hippocampus zosterae (dwarf seahorse) is the source of this 896-nucleotide messenger RNA. RefSeq names its product peptidylprolyl isomerase (cyclophilin)-like 3 (gene ppil3). Gene Ontology annotation, cellular component: catalytic step 2 spliceosome. Gene Ontology annotation, molecular function: peptidyl-prolyl cis-trans isomerase activity. Bases 43 to 609 code for a protein of 188 amino acids. Lineage: Eukaryota; Metazoa; Chordata; Actinopteri; Syngnathiformes; Syngnathidae. The record is from RefSeq and is a predicted model, not a curated record. The transcript is spliced from 6 exons. Gene Ontology annotation, biological process: protein peptidyl-prolyl isomerization; protein folding.